Messenger RNA from Ricinus communis (castor bean), 2229 nucleotides. RefSeq names its product casein kinase 1-like protein 1. Gene Ontology annotation, cellular component: nucleus; cytoplasm. Bases 552 to 2006 code for a protein of 484 amino acids. Gene Ontology annotation, molecular function: protein serine/threonine kinase activity; ATP binding. NCBI's taxonomy places the organism in Eukaryota, Viridiplantae, Streptophyta, Magnoliopsida, Malpighiales, Euphorbiaceae. The transcript has 15 exons. Gene Ontology annotation, biological process: endocytosis; peptidyl-serine phosphorylation; signal transduction. The record is from RefSeq and is a predicted model, not a curated record.
CAAUACAGAAUACAUACAUGCACGCAUACAUUAUUCCAAGUCUUUUUGGGCUUUGAUUCCAUCAAAAUUAAACAAUGCCAGAGAAAAAUAGACCAAGAGAGAGAAAAUAACUGAUGAGUCUCUAGACAGAAAAAAAAAAGAGAAAAAAGAAAAACAAAGAUGAUAAUACCACCAGGAGAGGCACCUUCUUCUUCUUCUUCUUCUUCUUCUUCUUCUUCUCUCAGUAUUAAUUUUUGUUUUUAUUUUCUUUAAAAUUUUCAUUAUCUUACUAUCUGUAAUUAACCUAACCCUAGAUUAGUUUUUCUUUUUCUUUUGCUAAUCAAAUUUUCUUAAAGUCCUCUAAUAUUCACCAAACCACGAAAUUCUAGAUCUCCAGCUUCUUUUCGUUUCUUCGUUUCCGUGCGACUUUUUUUUUUCGAUUUGUCAGUGCGGUUGAUUCCGUGUACAGUUCUCGGAUUAAUUUUCUCUCUUUUUUUUCUUAAAAAAGAAAAUUUUGGAGGUUGAAUUAGGGUUUGUAUUGUUGGAUAGAGGGUUUUGAUUUUGUAAAUUUGAUGGAGCCACGUGUUGGUAAUAAGUUUCGGCUUGGUCGGAAGAUCGGUAGCGGGUCGUUUGGAGAGAUCUAUCUCGGAACUAAUAUCCAGUCAAAUGAAGAGGUUGCAAUUAAGCUUGAAAAUGUCAAGACAAAGCAUCCUCAGUUGCUGUAUGAAUCAAAAUUAUACAGAAUUCUUCAAGGAGGAACUGGGAUUCCAAAUGUGAGAUGGUUUGGGGUUGAGGGAGACUAUAACGUUUUGGUUAUGGAUUUACUUGGACCUAGUCUUGAAGAUCUGUUUAAUUUCUGCAGUAGGAAACUUUCUUUGAAGUCGGUUCUCAUGCUUGCUGAUCAGAUGAUCAAUCGCGUCGAGUUUGUUCACUCAAAAUCAUUUCUACAUCGAGAUAUUAAGCCAGACAAUUUUCUCAUGGGCUUGGGAAGACGCGCUAAUCAGGUCUACAUGAUUGACUUUGGUUUGGCAAAAAAAUAUAGAGAUAGUUCAACCCAUCAACACAUUCCUUACAGGGAAAAUAAAAAUUUAACAGGAACUGCUAGAUAUGCAAGUAUGAACACUCACCUAGGAAUCGAGCAAAGCCGGAGGGAUGAUUUAGAAUCUUUGGGUUAUGUUCUUAUGUAUUUCCUAAGAGGAAGUCUUCCUUGGCAAGGACUGAAAGCAGGAACUAAGAAACAGAAGUAUGAGAAAAUUAGUGAAAAGAAGGUCUCCACUUCAAUUGAGGCCUUAUGUCGGGGUUAUCCAACUGAAUUUGCAUCCUACUUUCAUUACUGCCGUUCCUUACGAUUCGAUGAUAAGCCUGAUUAUGCUUACCUGAAAAGAAUAUUCCGUGAUCUCUUUAUUCGCGAGGGCUUCCAGUUUGAUUAUGUCUUUGACUGGACUAUAUUGAAGUAUCAGCAAUCACAGCUGGCUAAUCCUCCAGCUCGUGCCCUUGGCCCUGGAAUUGGAACCAGUUCUGGAAUGCCUCCUGCAAUUGGCAGUGCAGAUAGGCAGACAGGUGGAGAAGAAGCACGCCAAGCUGGUCAGUCAAUGGAUUCUGCUCGGCGCAGACUAUCAGGGCCUAUAUUAAACACUGGAAGCUUUGCAAAGCAGAAGAGUCCAGUGGCCAAUGAUUCUCCAGUUUCUAAGGAUCCUAUUUUACCAAGCUCUGCUUUUAUGGGGCGAUCAAGUCGAUCCUCAAGGCAAGCAGCUGCUGUUUCUUCUAGUCGUGAUGUGUAUCUUGGAAGUGAGGCUGAUCCCCAACGCACUCGCACAACAGAUGCAAGCCCAGGAGCAAUGCAUAAAAUUCCAAGUGGGCAAAGGAGCCCUCCUCCCCUUGGAUCUUCAGACCCCAGGCGGUCAUCAUCAGCCAGAAAUGCCACGCACAUGAAGACUUAUGAAUCUGCCCUCAAGGGAAUUGAGGGGCUGAAUUUUGACAGUGAUGAUAAGUUGAGUCCCUACAAGUUGUGCUUAGAGACUCUAUAAUUCUGGAUUAAAUUUGCGCACUUAAAAGGACGGCAGCUGAUUGUACGAAAAUCUGGCCUGGAAGCCAACUGCUUCAGAGAAGGCUCUUUUUACAGAAGCUGGGUGUGUUAUUGGGGGACUAAAUUGUUUUUUUUCUUUUAAUUUUUUUUUCAGAUGUUCCAAAUAGCUUGACCUAUUAAUGUUGUCUCUUUUCUUUAUCGAAGCUAUGGUUUUUUUAAGUGUU